GUCGCGAAGACGCUGCGACGAAUGGACGUGUACAGCAGCAGCAAAGUCAUCGAGGACUUUCGACAGAGCUCGUCCAUGUCCGGCGGGAUCAUCACGUGCGCAUGCGCGCUCCUGUGCUUCGUCCUGUUCGUGAACGAGUACUUCUACCAUCGCACGCCCGUCGUGAAGAGCUCGCUGACCGUGGACGCGACCGGCUUGGACGCGAAGACGAGCGCGAACAGCAACCGGCUGCACGUCGAGAUUGACAUCACGUUCCAUCAGCUCCCGUGCGACAUAAUCAACAUGGACACGAUGGAUCAGGCCGGGGAGGCGUUCCACGACGUCCACAGCGGGCACCUGAAGAAGCGCAGGCUCGACUCCGACGGGAAGCCGCUCGAGGGAGUGUUCAAGCACGAGAAGGCGAACGCGCAUAAGGAGAUCCGCGAGGACAUCGAAAGUCACGCGCUCGCGCUCUCCGGGGACGAGGAGUAUAAAACCUCCGAGGAGGAUCUGAUGCCGGAGGAAGGUCUGACGAUGUUCAACCUGAAGCAGCUGCUGGACAAGCAGUUCCCGGGCGGGAUCGAGAAGGCGUUCAAGAACGAGGCGAGGGAAGGGUGCGAGGUGAUCGGGUACCUCGAGGUCAACCGCGUCCCCGGGUCUUUCAGCGUCUCUCCGGGGAAGAGCAUCCGGUUGGGGAUGGAGCACGUGCAGCUGAACGUGCAGUCGAGGCUGAACAUGUCGCACACGAUCAACAGGUUCGCGUUCGGGAAGAGUUUCCCCGGGUUCGUGUCGCCGUUGGACGGGAACGCGAGGGACUUGGACCCGAACUACGUGCACCAGUACUUUCUGAAGAUCGUCCCGACGUCGUUCACGCCUCUGCGCGGGGAGUAUCUGCAGUCGAAUCAGUACAGCGUCACGGAGGCGAGCGCGCCGGCGAAGGCGCUGAACGUCGUCGGGUCGAAGCCGAGCGGGGUGUAUUUCAACUACGACUUGAGUCCGCUGCGGGUUGAUUACGUGGAGAGUCGCAACAGCAUGACGGAGUUCAUCACGAGCGUCUGCGCGAUCGUCGGCGGCGUCGCGUCGAUGUCCGGGCUCGUACAGGCCGGGGUG
This is a messenger RNA of Micromonas pusilla CCMP1545, 1089 nucleotides long. RefSeq lists its product as uncharacterized. The record is from RefSeq and is a predicted model, not a curated record. The annotation marks the transcript as partial. The transcript has 2 exons. Gene Ontology annotation, cellular component: COPII-coated ER to Golgi transport vesicle; endoplasmic reticulum. NCBI's taxonomy places the organism in Eukaryota, Viridiplantae, Chlorophyta, Mamiellophyceae, Mamiellales, Mamiellaceae.